This is a messenger RNA of Halichondria panicea, 1587 nucleotides long. Its product is annotated as TOX high mobility group box family member 4-like. The transcript is spliced from 8 exons. NCBI's taxonomy places the organism in Eukaryota, Metazoa, Porifera, Demospongiae, Suberitida, Halichondriidae. The coding region runs from base 45 to 1478 and encodes 477 amino acids. The record is from RefSeq and is a predicted model, not a curated record. Gene Ontology annotation, molecular function: DNA binding, bending.
GGCUAUAGCGCUACUCGACUCAAAAAGAACAACAAACAAUCAAAAUGGAUGUAGUGAUGGAUGCUGCCCAUGCUAUGAUCAGAGAGGACCAGACACCGUUUUCUGCUCUACCAGGCCAUCUUCAUGAACAUUGCUACAGCAAGAUUCAACCUGACUACGACGACCCUAUGGACACCACCCCUCCAAUAAAAAUGGCUCCUUCCUCAGGAGAGAGGGCUGGUCUCACCUUACUCAACCAGGAGCAAGACACCUUCGAAACAGUCCUUCUUCAGCUUCUCCAAACAUUCACCCACCAUCAACGCCAAUCUAUUACUCAAAACGAAACAAUCAAGCCACUACUACAAAAUGGCACAUUUCCCGGUGGUGUAGACAUAUCUGCAGAAGCUCUGAGUACGCUCAGUCCCGAGCAAAUUAUGGCUCUGGUGACCAGCAACUCUGUCAACUAUGAGGUUAUUCAGCAAAUUCGGGCUCAGAAACAGAUACUAAAACAUGAUAGUGGGGAAAAAGUACCGGAGGUGGUUAAGCCUGAUUCAAGCGGUGAUAUAAGUCAGCAGCUGCUUCAAGUCACGCCUGAGCAACUCGUGCAUUUGCAGUCACAGAUCACUGAGCUCUUGAGCCAGCAGAAAGUGAAUAUCCCUGCGGAAUUGUCUCCUGAGCAACAGUUAGAGUUCAUACAGUCGCUGCUGGUACAGCAGCUGAAUGUGCCUCAGGCAGCAAACGCUGCUCCCAGUGUUGCUACUGAACCAGCUAAGAAGCAGGUAGCCCAGUCCCCUACUCUCGGUGGUAAGGCUCUAUCGAAACCACGUCCUGUCUCUAAGUCAACUGCGGCCAAGAGGAGGAGGGAGGCAGCGAAGAAGGAGCCAAAGAGGCCCCCGAAGCCUUACAACAUCUUCUUUGGGGAAGUGUACAGUGCAGUCAUGGCAGGGAACCCUAAGAUGUCUCUUACGGAGGCCUCACGAAUCAUCUCUGAAAUGUGGGAGGCACAAGGAGAUGAACUGAAGAAGCGAUACAAUGAGGCAUACGAGAAACUAGACGCUGAUUAUCAGAAAGCCAUACAAGAAUACCAGGCUGAGCAUUGUGAGCAAGCUACCACAGAGAAUCCUCUGACUCUCCAACAACUGCUAUCACAUAAUAAUAAAGAUAAAGCCCCACCCACAGGACCACCCCUCAUCUCUCCAGUGAAUGCCCCAGCACCUCACGUUACAAGAGUGGAGCCCAUGAAGACUGAGUUUUCGGCUCUAGUCGUGGAGGAGAGUAUGCAACUGUCUCAGGACGUUGCCACACAAGAGGAGGUUACCUUGGAGAAGGUGUUGAAUAGCACAACUUGUGAUCCUGGGAUGUGUGCAAACAGUGGGUGUUCUAACAUGGCCGUCUUCUCUGAAGAGAGGGGACCGGAGUUUUGCAGCUCAGAGUGUGUUGUAAAGCACUGCAGAAAUGUUUUUGACAGCUGGCUCGGCAACAGAGGGAUCAGAACAUGAACAAUGAAGAAUUUAAGUACUUGUCAGAACAUUAAUAAAUCUAGAAAAUUUACGUGCACAUAAUGAAUCAAGUUUCAUCUCAAUUUCAGUCUCAUUGAAUCAAAACAUG